AUGGCUAGCGAGGAAAGCACCCUCUGCUGCACGUUUUCAGCCCCGUGCCACAGUGCCAUUCUCCUCCAGGGCUUGUCAAUAUUGAGGGCUCAAGGCCAACUUCUUGACGUGGUGCUGGCCAUCAAUGAGGAGCGCUUCCAGGUCCACAAAGCUGUGCUGGCCGCUUGUAGUGAUUACUUCAGAGCUAUGUUCACUUGCGGCAUGAAGGAGUCGAAUCAAAAUACCAUUGAGCUGGAAGGUUUGUCUGCCCGGGGCCUGAAGCAUAUUAUUGACUUUGCUUACAGUUCGGAAGUCACUUUAGAUCUGGACUGCAUUCAGGAUGUCCUUGGAGCAGCUGCUUUCCUCCAGAUGGUCCCUGUUGUUGAAUUCUGUGAAGAGUUCCUCCACUCAGCCAUGAGUGUUAAGACAUGCCUGCACAUUGACCAGAUGGCAACCACCUUCAGUUUGUCUUCCCUCAAGGCGUCGGUGGAUGCCUUCACUUUUUGCCACUUCCUUCAAAUAGCCGCGGAGGAGGACUUCCUGCACAUUCCCGUGGAGCGCCUCGUCUUCCUUCUGCAGAGCAACAAGCUGAAAAAUUGCCGCGAGAUUGAUCUCUUCCAUGCAGCUAUUCGAUGGCUCCGACACGAUGAGUCCCGUCGCACUCAAGCGAGCAAUGUCCUCUGCCAUGUGCGCUUCCCACUCAUGCGUUCGUCUGAGCUGGUGGACAGUGUUCAGAGGGUAGACAUCAUGGUGGAGGACGUGCAGUGCCGCCAGUACCUCAUGGAGGCCUUCAAUUACCAAAGUCUUCCAUUCGGAGAGCAUGAGAUACCGUCACCACGCACGCUCAUUCGUUCUGACGCCACAUCAUUCAUCACCUUUGGCGGGACCCUAGACAUACCUUUCAGAGGCAAAGCAUGCACCAAGGUGUAUUAUCUCCCUGAUUCUGCUUCCCGUCAGUUUCAGCAGUUGACCGAGAUGGACACAGGGUGCAGCCAUGCCUGCGUCGCCGUCCUUGACAACUUUGUGUAUGUUGUGGGUGGUAUGUAUUCCAAUGAACAGGGUGCUGUUAACAGCUGUAUGCGCUUUGAUCCGAACUUGAUCCGGUGGCUCCGCAUCCAACCAAUGCAGGAGGCCCGCUUCCUGUUUCUUCUCAGUGUCUUGAAUGGAAAACUGUAUGCCGCUGGAGGGCGCAAUCGAUCUGGCAGUCUGUCAUCUGUGGAGUGCUACUGCCCAAAGAAAAAUAAGUGGACCUACGUGGAGCCAUUAAAAGACAGGAUUUGGGGUCAUGCGGGGACCCCGUUUGGAGAAAAGCUGUACAUUUCCGGUGGUUAUGGCGUCUCUUUGGAUGUCAUGAAAACCCUUCGGUGUUAUGACCCAGUGGCCGACCAGUGGAACUUCAGAGCGCCCAUGAACGAACCUAGAGUGCUGCAUGCCAUGAUAUGCAGUCGAGAUCGGGUCUAUGCUUUGGGUGGAUUCGUGAAGCGUGUGGGCGACUGUUUUGAUGUGCUGACUGUCGAGCAUUACGAUCCACAGAGUGACCAGUGGACAAUCGUCAGCCCCAUGAGAACAGGCCAGACCGCGGCUGGCUAUUGCCUACUGAACGGAAAAAUCUAUCUUGUCGGGGGCUACAACUUGUACCAGAACAAGGUCACGAGCAUUGUCCAGGUGUACAAUACAGAGACUGAUAAGUGGGAGGGACAUUUACAGUUUCCUAAAUCCGUAUUUGGGAUUGCUUGUACACCAAUCGCACUUCUGUAGACACAGAAUAUCUGACCUCUUAGCUGUGAAAAUCUGCGUUAUUCUCCCGUAAUUCAAGACAAGGACCGUAAAUGGUCGGCAUGGGAUGAAGUGACUUCAAUUUGAUCACGACAUGGAACUUCAUGGCACAAUACAAUUUGAUGCUGAGUUCGUACAUCAUGACUUGACAUC
Messenger RNA from Hippocampus comes (tiger tail seahorse), 1908 nucleotides. Its product is annotated as kelch-like protein 26. Gene Ontology annotation, molecular function: protein binding. The transcript has 2 exons. Bases 1 to 1737 code for a protein of 578 amino acids. The record is from RefSeq and is a predicted model, not a curated record. Lineage: Eukaryota; Metazoa; Chordata; Actinopteri; Syngnathiformes; Syngnathidae.